ACUGAUCCCUGUCACAACAGAGGUUUCAUUUGUGCUGGAAAUGUCUGUGGGCAAGCAGGUGACAUGGCUGCACGAGCUGGAAGGCAGGCUGGAGGCUGCUGAAUCUCCACACUGCAGCUCUGCCAGUGGUGGUGAGGGUUUCACCCACGGACGAUGGAGCCGAGGAGCACUGGGCACCAAGCAAAGCCACCAGUGUCCCCAGGCCAGCAGGAUGAGCCCCUGACCCCAUGCUCUUCCUCAUCAGCUGAAGAUGAGGAAGCUGUCUAUGGCUUCCUCUGUCCAAGGAGCAGCAAGUGCAAUGCUGAGGAUGAGCCUGGUUAUGAGCUGAUCCCUGACAAAUCCUCGCUCUUCCUUUGGGGAUCUUUUCCCAGGAAAGGCAGGAGGCAGCAACCAAGACUUGUCAGCCCCCUGCAGGGACCUGCAGGGCACAGCAGGGAUGCUACAGGCCACAAUAAAUUUUUCGGCAGCAGUGAAGUGGUGGCCUUUGGUGAACAUUCCCAGACAAAGCCUGGGCACAUGCUCAGGCACAAUGAAACAGAGCAGGUGGGGCUGCUCAGGGCAGACCUGGGGAGAGCCCACAUCGCCCUGGAUUGCAAGGAAGAUGAGGUUAAUGCCUUCCCUGUGUCUCCUGGGGAAGUGAAGACAUGUCCUGGACAUCUGAAAUUCACGUUGUUAGAAGAUAAAAAAGAUGCAGAAAUUGAAGCCAAGAAAGCGUGUGACUGGCUGCGGGCAGCGGGGUUCCCCCAGUAUGCCCAGCUCUACGAAGAGUCGUCAUUCCCUCUUGACAUCAGUGCUGUGAAGAAGGACCACAGCUUCCUGGACCAGGAUUCCCUCAAAUCCCUGUGCAGGAGGCUGAUGACCCUGAACACCUGUGCCUCCAUGAAGCUGGAUGUUCACUUUCAGCGUAAACAGAAUGAAGACUCUGAGGAGGAAGUCGACUUUGCCAUCAGCAGCCGGUGGUCCUACCAGAGGGACAGCAAAAGGUGGUCACGGGUGGGGUCCGCCGAUGUCGUGUCCCAGGGCUCGGAGGCCCUGAGCUGCACCAUGCACCCGGUGUCCAGCCGGGAGAGCGUCCUCACAGACCUCAGCACCAACCCCGAGGCCACGUCCCUGCACAGCACGGGCAGUGUGGGCAGCGUGGGUGGCACGGGUGGCACGCUGGGCACUGCAGCUGUGCCAUCCCAGCCCCUGUCCCCCCUCCGUGCCGCUGCCACCGCCUCCAGCUGCAGCCAGAGCGAGGGCUCUGCCCCGGAGCAGCCCCCGGGCCAGGGAGAGGCCUCUAAGGAGAAGCUGAAGAAGCGACGGUCUCGAAGCUUUCUGAAGAGGAUCGAGUCCCUUCGGAGGAAGGACAAGGAGAAGCCCAGCCCAGACAGGAGGGUGGCUCCGCACAGCAGCGCCACUCUCCCGCCAGGAUGGGGCUCUCUGAAGGAUGAUGGGGACCUUGCAGCCACCAGGACCAACGCCUCUAAAAGAGGGACACCUGCCCCUUUCCACAGCAAAAAACACUUCUUCUCGGUAUCAUACAGGACUAACCGCCUGCUCGGCCCCGGGGGCACCAAGGGCAGCUCUGACCCCAAACGCGGUGGAGUUUAUUUGGAGGAUUACGACACAGACACAGCCCCUGCCGCCGGCGGUGCUUGGGCUGCUGCCGAGUGCCCGCGCCGGGCUCGCCAUGGCGAUUGCCUGGUCUAUAUCCCCUGUGACCACAAGCCCGGCACCUUCCCCAAAUCCCUGUCCAUCGAGAGCUUGUGUCCCCUGGCCGGCAGCUCCCUGCCGCACUGGGGCGCCGGGAGCGCGGCCGUGGGGCUGGGCGGGGGCGGCAGCAGCAGCAGCGUGGAGGGCUCGUCCUCCCCGAGGGGCUUCGCCCGCCGGCGCCGCGGCUCCUGCAGCUCCCUGGGCAGCCGCGUCAGCGUCUACGACAACGUGCCGGACUUCGGCAGCAGCGAGGAUUUCUGCAAGGACGGGGAGGUCAGCUUCAAGAACCUCGACGACAUCCUGCAUGAUGUCGGGGUGCUGCAGAAGAAGGUGGAGCUCUGGUGUAAAGCCGUCUCCCCUGGCCUCGAUGGAGAGGAAGGGGGCGACGAAGAGGAGGAUGAGGAGGAGUCGGACUCGGGAGGGGAACCCUCCAACCUGCAUUUUGAAGAACAGUCCAUGUCGGAUGUCGGCACCUCUGCCAGUGACUUUGAUAGCACUGGGAACUCCCUCAACGAGGCUGAAGAGAUCGAGACACGGGAGCGCCGGGAUUCGGGGGUAGGAGCAUCCCUCACGAGACCCUGCAGAAAGCUGCGUUGGCACAGCUUCCAGAACUCACACCGGCCCAGCCUGAACUCGGCCUCGCUGGAGAUCAACCGCCAGUCAUCGGCCCAGCUCAACCUGCUCCAGAAGUGCUCCCUGCUCCGGCUCACGGCCAUCAUGGAGAAGUACUCUGUGCCCCACAAGCAGGCCUGGACGUGGACUGUCCCCAAGUUCAUGAAGCGGAGUAAAGUCCCUGACUACAGGGACAAGAUGGUUUUUGGUGUGCCACCCAUCGUCAACGUGCAGCGGACGGGGCAGCCCCUGCCCCAGAGCAUCCAGCAGGCCAUGCGCUACUUGCGCAGCCAGUGCCUGGACCAGGUUGGCAUUUUCCGCAAGUCCGGGGUGAAGUCCCGGAUCCAGGCGCUCCGGCACAUGAACGAGACCAGCCCUGACCACGUGGACUACUCGGGGCAGUCAGCGUACGACGUGGCCGACCUGCUGAAGCAAUACUUCCGCGACCUGCCCGAGCCCAUCUUCACCAGCAAGCUGACCGACACCUUCCUGCAGAUCUACCAGUUCGUGUCCAAGGAGCAGCGGCUGCAGGCAGUGCAGGCCGCCAUCAUCCUCAUGCCGGACGAAAACAGGGAGGUGCUGCAGACCCUGCUCUACUUCCUGAGCGACAUCGCCUCGGCUGAGGAGAACCAGAUGACAGCUGGGAACCUGGCUGUGUGCCUGGCCCCCUCCAUCUUCCACCUCAAUGUGUCCAAGAAGGAAAGCACAUCGCCCAGGGCCAUACACAAGAGGGGCACCAUGGGGAAGCCGGACCAGAAGGAUCUCAAUGAGAACAUGGCUGCCACGCAGGGGCUCUCCCACAUGAUCAGCGACUGCAAGAAGCUCUUCCAGGUCUCCCAUGACAUCUUGCUGCAGCUGAGCAGCUCCUAUAUGGCUGCAGAUGCUUAUCCCCACCCCCUGGCUGACUUGGUGUGCCAGGGGGAGAGCAAGGAUUUACACUCCUACUUUGAGCAGAGUGUCCAGAACCUGCUCAAAGAGUCGUCAGAGAAAUUCAAAGGAUGGCUGAGCACGCCGGGGCCCCUGAACACGGAGCUGUCUUGCAAAAAGGUUGGGGACGGGAACCCUCUGCGCCUGUGGAAGGUCUCCACGGAUGUCGAGGCCCCUCCUGCCACGGUGCUGCACCGGCUGCUGCGGGAGCGUCACCUGUGGGACGAGGACCUGCUGCAGAGCAGGGUGGUGGAGGCUCUGGACAAGGACAUGGAGGUGUACCACUACGUGACAGACAGCAUGGCCCCGCACCCGCGCAGGGACUGCAUGGUGCUCCGGCGCUGGCGCACGGACCUGCCGCGGGGAGCCUGCCUGCUCAGCUCCCUCUCCGUGGAGCACGACAAGGUGCCCGUGGAGGGAGGUGUCAAGGCCAUCGUGCUGACGUCCCAGUACCUCAUCGAGCCCGGCGCCAUGGGCCGCUCCCGGGUCACCCACAUCUGCAGGGCUGACCUCAGGGGUCGAUCUCCUGAGUGGUAUAACAGGGUCUUUGGCCACCUCUGUGCCAUGGAGCUGGUGAGGAUCCGAGACUCUUUCCCAGCCCUGAGUCCCGUCGGCCCCGAGACAAAGAUUUGAGGCACCAGGAAGAAGCUCUGUCCUUUCAGACGUGGACUUGCCAUUGGAUCCGGACUGGGGCUCUCAGCGGGAAGCACGGUGUGGUGCAGUGCCUGUGAAGGGAGACAGAGGCACAUAUUUAUCAACAUCCUUUCACCCCGGGCUGGGCAGUCCCGUGCCACAGCCGAGGGGCUGCGGGGCAGGGUGGCCACAGAGGAAAAGCCGUGGCGUCCCACAGGAGAAGUGGGGGAGCAGAGGGAAGGAGUGGCCAUGGGGUGACCCCUGAAUGCAGCCUGUGGCAGGAGCUGGGGCCCCCACACAAGCCAGGACCAACAGCAGGGCUGAAGGAGCGCAGAGUGAGGUGGGAGGAGCGA
Molecule: messenger RNA, 4220 nt
Organism: Agelaius phoeniceus (red-winged blackbird)
Lineage: Eukaryota; Metazoa; Chordata; Aves; Passeriformes; Icteridae
Gene: STARD8
Product: StAR related lipid transfer domain containing 8
Biological process (GO): regulation of Rho protein signal transduction; actin cytoskeleton organization; signal transduction
Molecular function (GO): GTPase activator activity; lipid binding
Source: RefSeq, a predicted model, not a curated record